GCCGUCAAGCGGACAGGCUCUGGGAUCAGGCUGCCCGGGGCUGGGGACCUGGCCGAAGGAGGCCUGCCUUUCCGUAGCUGUAAAGUGGGCAUCACCGCAUAAAGCUGCUCUGCGAAUUAAGUACCAUAGAAUAGUGUCUGCAUCCGCGAUUUCGUCACGAGUAGUGGCCUCGAAAAUUCUGAGCUGUGUAGCACUAGGAAGUGAAACUUCAGAAGAGAGCAGACUCUUAAGAAUACAUUUGGCUCAUCACCAUGCGGUUAGGAAAACCAAAGGGAAGUAUUUCUCGGAGCUCGAGCCAAGGAAAAGCCUGUGAGAACCCACGCAAAACAGGCAGGCAGCGGCAAAAAUGGGGAAUGACUGUUCGAUUUGACUCAAGCUUGAGUAGACUGCGAAGAAGCUUGGAUGAGAAACCUUAUAAAUGUACUGAAUGUGAAAAGAGUUUUAGUCAGAGCUCAACCCUUUUUCAACACCAGAAGAUUCACACUGGAAAGAAAUCCCAUAAAUGUGCCGAUUGUGGAAAAAGUUUCUUUCAGAGCUCUAACCUCAUUCAGCAUCGGCGGAUCCAUACCGGGGAAAAACCCUAUAAAUGUGAUGAGUGUGGAGAAAGGUUUAAACAGAGCUCAAAUCUCAUUCAGCACCAGAGAAUUCAUACUGGAGAAAAACCCUAUCAGUGUGAUGAGUGUGGCCGAUGUUUCAGCCAGAGUUCCCACCUUAUUCAACAUCAGAGAACCCACACAGGGGAGAAGCCCUACCAAUGCAGUGAAUGUGGCAAAUGCUUCAGCCAGAGCUCUCAUCUUAGGCAGCACACGAAGGUGCACAAAGAAGAGAAACCUCGUAAAACCCGAGGCAAAAGUAUUAGGUCAAAAACUCACUUAGUGUCAUCCUGGAAAGCUGGUACAGACUGUGAGCUCCUGGCUUAUAGUAGUCAUUCAAGCCACAGUUUUAAUGAAGAAUGGCCAAGACAGAAGCACACAAAGAAGGAUAAAGAAAGAGAGAGAAAGAGAGAGAGAGAAAGAAGGAAGAAGAAGAAGAAGAUGAAGAAGAAGAAGAAGAAGAAGACGACGACAACGACGACAAUGGCUGCCGAGGUCUCUUCCUCUUCUUUUAAGGACACUAGUCCUAUUGAAUUAGUGUCGCCCUUAUGAUUUCAUUUAACUUUAACUUCCUCCUUAAAAGCCCUAUCUACUAAUACAUUCACACAAGGGGUUAGGGCUUCAACAUCUGAGUUUUCACAACAGAUAUUAUUCCCACUGUCUAGAUAAAGAAACAGACUCAGAGAGUUCAAGUAACUUAAUCAAGGUUGAAUAUGACAAAAAGGUUCAUGGCCUUUUGGAUGUCUCUUUUAGAAAUCUUGUUACCCCAUCCUAGAUCAUGUGAGAUGAAUGCAUGUAUAUGGCUAUCAAAAAUAAAAGUAACAGUCCCAACCUCCUUGACCUCAAAGAGAGAGGAGACUUGCCAGGAUACAGUAUGACAGAAUGAGUGUUGACUCUACUACACACAGCCUCCAGCUCUUCUGGUUCCAUGCCUGGGUCUACCUUAGUUGCAUAGACACCCACAAAUUUGGAUUUAUUUGCCCUUUGAGAACCAAAGAGAUCUAAACAUAGGUUCUGUUUUACAUGUAGAUCUUGGUUGUUCAACUCUGCUACUCCUAGGACAAUUUUGCAAGUCUUGAUCUAUAGUUUUUCCUGAAAACUCGAUAAAAAUGAAUGGAGGAGAAGCAAAGGGAUGCUCACAAGUGGGAAGAGCAUGAUGACGUCCUCUGUAGGGAAGAAUUUCAGUGGGACCAAAGGUCUAAUCUGAUCUCGCAUCACUCAGCAGUAGACACAGCUUUCACUUUGGAAGUGAGUAUAAACCAAAAUGCUGUUGCUGCCCCCUGUUGGCUGGUUCUCCUCAUAACCAACUGGAGACCAGCCAGCAAAGGGAUAGGAUUACACAAACCAAUCCUCUUUCCUCAUUUCUUUCUUAAAGAUUUAUUUAUUUAUUUAUUUAUUUAUUUAUUUAUUUAUUUAUUUAUUUGAGACAGAGAGAGAGAGAGAGAGAGAGAGAGAGAGAAAGAGGCAGAGAUAUAGGCAGAGGGAGAAACAGGCUCCAUGCAGAGAGCCCAAUGCGGGACUCAGUCCCAAGAUCCUGGGUGGGGAUCACACCCUGAGCCAAAGACAGUCGCUCAACCACUGAGCCAGCCAGGCAUCCGUCUUUCCUCAUUUCAUUCACUGAACCCUCCCUUGCUUUCUCUGAUGUUGAAAGCUGUUUAGUUUAUUGAUGCAGGUUAAAGCUGAGUGCCAUGGAGACUGUUCUGGAACUAAAGGGGAGAGGGUGGGUAUUAUUUAUGAUAGCUAAGAGAUAGAAGCAACCCAAGUAUUCAAUGAUGGGCUUAUUUCUCAUGAUGCCCUCAUGGCUUUUUGUUUGAGCUAGAGAUGGACCACAUGUCAUUUUCAGGGGUCUGUUUUCCUUGCUUUGUACAGGACCCGGAAACAUGUUUAGUAAGUGCUCUCGAGGACAUUAAGUGUCACCACUGAUGCAAAUCAGCAGAUUAAAUCCCUAGGCUCAGAAAUAUCCCCACCUAAUGAAAGUACCUCAUGGGCAAAGAACAUAGUACUCAGUCACAGAAGUUUUCAUUGUUCUAGGACAUUGGGAUUCUUGUAUUUCCUAGAACCGUCACUGCAUGGCAGCAAAGGAGAUAUAAUAGAAACCAGACUGUAGUUGAUCCACAUUCAACUACAUUCAACUUGUAUUUUCCUUUGAAAAUGCUAUACUCAAAAUGUUGAAAAUUUGGGGAACCUGGGUGGCUCAGUUGGUUACAUGUCUGCUUUUGCUCAGGUCAUGAUCUCAGGGUUCUGGGAUCAAGCCCCAUGUAGAGCUUCCCCACAGGGAGCCUGCUUCUUCUUCUGCCUGAGUCUCUGUGUCUCUCUGUGUGUCUCUCAUGAAUCAAUAAAUAAAAUCUUUUAAAAAUAAAUAAAAUAAAAUAUAAAUGUAAAGCCAAUUACAUUCCUGUAGCAAAAGAUUGACUUAAAUAGCCUGGGGGGAGGGGGAAGGAGAGGAGGGAUCCCAGAGUAAUGCCUAGGUGCUUUGUCACCUUUGCCUGGUAGGUAAGAUAUCCUAAGUAGCAUUGCAUUUCAUAAACUCACCAUCUUAUCUGGUACUUAUUCUUCCAGUCCUUUUCCGGGUGCUUCUCUUUCCCCCACUUCAAAAAGGCUGAAUUAUAACAAAGAGCCAUAUAUGAGUACAUCUUUGUGUUCAGUGGUUGGGUACACUUAGGGUGAAAGUAGAGGGGAAGAAGGGUGUUGAAUGUGAGAAGUAGUGCAUAUAAGAGAUAUACCUCUGAGUUGGAGUGAUUAGUCUUGAGUUUCGGAUCCAUUUCUUUUUUUUCUUAAGAUUUUAUUUAUUUAUUUAUUUAUUUGAUAGAGAGAGAAAGAGAGAACUGGGAGGGGGAGCAGCAGAGGGAGAAGGAGAGGCAGGCUCUCCACUGAGCAGGGAGCCCAACUCAGGGCUCCAUCCUAGGACCCUGGGAUCAUGAGCUGAAAGCAGACACUUAACCAACUGAGCCAUCCAGGUGCCCCUUCAGAUCCACUUCUGUGGAAAAUCUAUAUGCCCUCAGGCAAUUCAUUUUUCCUCUCUGAUCAUAGGUCUUCUCAUCUGUCAAAUGAAGUCAAAACUGACAGGUAAACCAGUUGUCUCAAUUAUGUUCUAUAGCCGUAAGCUGCUGAAGCCAACUUUUGCUAACUAAAACAAUACAAAGAGAAGUAAAGAAAGAUGGUUAAAGAAAGAAUUGAACCACUAGAUCUUAGGAAGGAAGGUCAGCCAGGACAGCCCUAGGGAUGUCAGGGUCAUGCACGGAUCUUUUAAAAGCUGUCAUAGGAAGUUCUCAGUUCUAGCCACCAUCUGCUUGCUAGCUGUGAUGACAGGGCUCCAAUGGAUAUGUUUUGCAAGGGGAAGGAAUAUUGCCAUUUCUAACAGUUGGAGGGAGGGAAGGAGAAAAGGAAUUGAGAGGAGAGAGAAAAAAAAUGAGUAAAGGGAUAGGACUUAUAUUCUUAAAACUUAUAAAUUAGCACUGAAAAUAAUCUCCAAAUAUCUAAAUUAGUGAUCUAAUAAUAGUUUAAGUAACAGGAAUAUUACAAUGAACACAUACUUUCUGAUGCGACUACUUUAAAAGAAACAAUAAUUCAUCUCUGUGUAUGUUUUUGUAUUAUGUUUAUAUCCAUUCUCACAGAAAAAUGCUACUAAAUAUUCACAUUUAUUGACUCGGGUCUUCUGAGAACUUCCAGUAAGUAAAUCAUAUCUACUCAGAAGUAAUAAGAAUAAAUUUAUUUAAAUUUGUUUUUAGCCUCACACUUAGACUGAGAAAUGUUCAUCAUGGGCAGUUUUCCCUUAAAACAUCUGAAGCUAAGUCAAGUACCAGUUUUAAACUUUAUUCUUUGUGGCAGAAUUGUUAAAGAUAUCUUUUGUAACUUGCCCUUCAGAUUGUAUAUUACUACACUGAACACAUUAUUUUGUUCUUUCACAUUUACUUAGAUUAAAAAAUACAUAUUUGUA
Messenger RNA from Nyctereutes procyonoides (raccoon dog), 4530 nucleotides. It is a transcript of the gene ZNF22, whose product is annotated as zinc finger protein 22. The coding region runs from base 252 to 1145 and encodes 297 amino acids. NCBI's taxonomy places the organism in Eukaryota, Metazoa, Chordata, Mammalia, Carnivora, Canidae. The transcript is spliced from 4 exons. Gene Ontology annotation, biological process: central nervous system development; regulation of transcription by RNA polymerase II. Gene Ontology annotation, molecular function: RNA polymerase II cis-regulatory region sequence-specific DNA binding; DNA-binding transcription factor activity, RNA polymerase II-specific. The record is from RefSeq and is a predicted model, not a curated record. Gene Ontology annotation, cellular component: nucleus.